Aplysia californica (California sea hare) is the source of this 1308-nucleotide messenger RNA. Its product is annotated as sperm acrosomal protein FSA-ACR.1-like. The record is from RefSeq and is a predicted model, not a curated record. Lineage: Eukaryota; Metazoa; Mollusca; Gastropoda; Aplysiida; Aplysiidae. The coding region runs from base 87 to 1112 and encodes 341 amino acids. The transcript has 2 exons.
UUCGGCACUUAUACGACCUUAUGCAGUUGCGAACGCCGUAAAACCUUACUAAAACAAAACAUUUUUUCCCACAGAUCAAGAGACAGAUGGGAAGUAACGUUGCGAUGAACAGCGUUGAAAUGAAGCAGGAAGGCAGAUCUGACAGUUCCGACAGUUGUGUGAGCCAGGUGCCAUCCACUGGUGAGCCAACUAGGCAGGAGGACAGUUCCGACAGUAGUGUGAGCCAGGUGCCAGGUGACGAACCAAUGAUCAAGGAGAGACAUCCUGCACAGGUUUCAACAGACAACCCAGGCACUUCCAAGCUGUUUCACGUCUUCCAAAAAUAUGAGAAGGAAGUUUUGCAGAAAAAUGAAAAAGCACCCCCUCGUCCAUAUAGCAAGCUUUUGUGGUUAGCAGAUGUUACCACAUUCGUGCGUUCUAAAGAUCUGCAAAAAGAACAUCUGUCCACAGAACAUCCGCCCACAGAACAUCUGUCCACAGAACAUCUGUCCACAGAACAUCUGUCCACAGAACAUCCGCCCACAGGACAUCUGACCACAGAACAUCCGCCCACAGAACAUCUGUCCACAGAACAUCCGCCCACAGAACAUCCGCCCACAGGACAUCUGUCCACAGAACAUCCGACCACAGAACAUCCGCCCACAGGACAUCUGACCACAGGACAUCUGACCACAGAACAUCCGCCCACAGAACAUCCGACCACAGAACAUCCGCCCACAGAACAUCCGUCCACAGAACAUCCGCCCACAGAACAUCUGACUGCUGCACCCAAGCACCUCAAGGUUAGCUAUAAGGAGAAUAAAGAAAUGCAAUGUGCAGACGCAGGUCCGUGCUUUGAACCGAAUUGCACACAGAGAGGUGUGGAGGAGACGGAGGGUGACAAGACAGUGUUUCAGCCACCAGUUACUGAAGCCAAAGUGUUGGUCGCUCGGCCAAACAACAUUCAGUCAUCACAUGGGACGUCACAAGGAACGUCGGCCACACGUGUGUCCGACCUAUACAGCACACACUCGGCACUUAUGGUACCCGCCCCCGAGUCUACCUAUGUGUACGACUCAUCCCCUUCACAGCUGCAGGUACUCCAUUUCCACACCUCGCCCAGGAAGAAUUGAGACCGAAGGUUCACCAAGUGCACUUGUGCCCAGCCUGACUAACGGCACUGUUAACAUUCCUAAGUUAAGUAUAAGCUCGCCAGUAGGCAGUCCGGCACAGGGGUCUCUCAAGGUUUAGAGGAUAAGGUGUUUGCCCUUCGUUCGAAGGUCCCGGGUUCGAAUCCUGGGUAGCGACCGAAAAAUUUUGUUCUUUUAA